Messenger RNA from Aspergillus tanneri, 1614 nucleotides. RefSeq lists its product as uncharacterized. The transcript has 2 exons. Bases 1 to 1614 code for a protein of 537 amino acids. NCBI's taxonomy places the organism in Eukaryota, Fungi, Ascomycota, Eurotiomycetes, Eurotiales, Aspergillaceae. The record is from RefSeq and is a predicted model, not a curated record.
AUGGGCGUUCUGUCAUUGUUUGAGCGUAGACGUCCAGAAACGGUGCCCACAGACCGGGUCAUUCCUUUACGCUAUUGGGAUGACUUGCACUAUCUACGCAGUCUUUGCCAUGACUUUACAUUCAGAUUCGACGACGUCCUAGAUGCCUCCAAGCUCGAGGAAGCGCUAGAUCGGCUUAUGGAAAUUGGGGAUUGGGGUCAAUUGGGCGCUCGUCUGCGCCUAAACGAUAAUAGCAAGCUCGAAUAUCACAUACCGGCGGAGUAUGACAAGAAAACCCGGCCCGCAUUUAUCUUCACCACUACAGAAUAUGGUAUGAGCAUCAGCGAACACCCGCUGGGCUCUCAGCUGCCAAAAACAGGACAAGACCAGUCUUUCCUCUCUCCCCCUUCUGCCGAGUUCGCGCCCUUAGUCCGUCAUCCAGAUAGUCCUCGGGAGCUAGCUGACUGGAUCUAUACCGACCGUCCGCAGCUUCAUAUCCAUGUUGUUCUCUUCCAGGAUGCCACCCUUUUAACCUUCAGCUAUAUCCACACUCUGUUUGAUGCGGUCGCGCGGACAAAUUUCUUCAAGGCUUGGACGGCUGUCUUGCAGGGUCGGGAAGCCCAGGUGCCUCCCUUUUAUCCAUUUGAUAAUGACCCCUUCCGCACCUUAGGCGAAGAAGUUCCCUGCCAGACGUAUAGCAAUUUCGGACAUCUUGUUCGCGGCCUUUGCCUCGUGCUUUUUGGACUCCGGUAUCUCUUCGAACUUCUGUGGUUCCGAACGGAGGAGGAACACUCCAUCCGUUUGCCGGGACACUGCGUGGAACGGAUGAGAGAGACCGCACGGAAGAAACUGGCCGCAGAUGGACCGGAACAGCGGUUUUUGAGCGAGCCUGACAUUGUGGCAGCCUGGUGGUUGAAGACAAUGGUUACCGCACUGAACCCUGCGUCUGACCGCACCGUCAUGGUGAUGAGUCCCUUCAACGUGUGGGGAGUAUUUGACGAGUGGUUCCCAGGUGACGGGAAGGGCUUCAUCGGCAAUGCAUUCUUUAAUUCCUACACUGUGCUCAACGCGAGCCAAAUUCUGGAGGAUGACAACCUGACAUCUCUGGCGUGCAAGAACCGGCAGACGCUCAUGGAGCACCGAACCAAGGAGCAGGUUCAAGCCAUGGCUGCGAUCCAGAGGAAAUCAUUCAUGAACAUCCCACCACUCGUCGGGGGUUCGGACCUCCUGUUCAUGACGCAUACCAACCAGCACAAAGCCAGAUACUUUGAAACAGAUUUCUCGGCUGCCGUUGUUGCUAUUGGUGUGCCGCUAAGUGAGAGACCUCAUGCCCUGGGUAGACCGUCGUAUAUCAACGACAUUGAGCAUUGUCGGUGGUAUCCGACUCGGAAUGUCUGUAGAGUAAUUGGCAAGGAUGCUGCGGGUGAUUGGUGGCUUCUGUUCAAGACUCGAUCUGGGGCAUGGCCUUCGAUUCAUCGACAGUUAAAGGCUCUGCUGGAGAUCGACGACUUGCCAGCAAACCCUGCGCGUGAUACCGGGGCAAGUUCAUACAAAGAACACCCGUUGGCCACAUCGUAUCCGAAGUCUAUGGGGUCUGUUUUGGACUUCCAUCUUCUAUGGAGACUAAUCGUAUAG